AUGGCAUCUGGGACUUUUCACCUCUCGGGGGUAGCAUUCAUCACGGGGGCUGCCGGUAUCGGCGCCGCUACCGCCCUCGCCUUCGUACGGAGUGGCUGCACCCGUCUGGCACUCACCGAUAUUCAACCUCUGACCUUCACCAAAGACGCUAUCCUCUCGAUUAACCCAUUUGCCGAAGUUCUAACUGUACAAGGCGAUGUAUCCAGCGCCUCAUUCAUCAAUUCCUUCGUAUCUGAAAUCAAGGCCAGAUUCUCACGCAUCGAUUACGUUGUUACAUGUGCUGGCGUACUUAGUCUACUGCUUCGUUCCCACGAGACACCUAUUGAAGAAUUCGACCGCGUGGCUGGCGUAAAUUGGAAAGGAUCAUGGUUGGCGUCGCGAGCAGCACCCAAGUGUAUGCUAGAGCUCGGUCAGGAACCGCUGGAUGCGCAUCCUGGGCAAAAGGGUGCGGUGGUAAAUGUUGCGAGUCGGGUCGGCCAGGUAGCUAUGCCGACUGCGUCGCCGUAUUGUGCUUCAAAAGCUGCUAUUAUCAAUAUGACGCGGGCUGAUGCUAUUGACCAUGUGCAAGACGGGAUCAGAAUCAAUUGCGUAUGCCCGGGUAUAAUCAGAACGCAGUUCAUGACGGCAACGUCAGAAUUGGAGGAGAACACAAACUAG
This is a messenger RNA of Hypoxylon trugodes, 657 nucleotides long. RefSeq names its product NAD(P)-binding protein. The transcript has 3 exons. Lineage: Eukaryota; Fungi; Ascomycota; Sordariomycetes; Xylariales; Hypoxylaceae. The coding region runs from base 1 to 657 and encodes 218 amino acids. The record is from RefSeq and is a predicted model, not a curated record.